GGACAACGGCAACGCCUUUUCCUUUCCACAUUCAUCCUUUCCCUCCUAUCAACACACCCGCCCUCCUCUCUCUUGCCACUCUUCCCUCGCCUUCAUCUCACUUGACCGCCUUCACCCGCGAAUGGCUACGACACAAACACGAAGGCCAACCCAUCAAGCCAGGUCAGCGUCACACAACAACCUCUUAGCAGCCCUUGACGGCGUGAUUCAGGUCACUCCCACCAAAUCAUCUCAAAACAACGCCAGUAGCCGCGCAGCAGAUCGCUCAGCCGCCUUUGCUGGAGCCACACCCACAAGCAAUCUCGACUCACACCCCACGAACCACCACAACGACAUCAUGUCCGACCCUCUUGCUCCUCCCGUGCCUACGGACGGCAAGCCCCUUCCCCCGUCCAAGUCCUCAGGAGGGGGAGGCGGCGGUGGAAUGGCCGGCCGAUUCGCAAAUGCCUUUCGCCGCCAAACGACCGAAGAGCGUGAAGCACGACGUCGUCGUCAGGCAGAGGAGAAGAACAAGGGCGUCGGCCGCAGCAAGACGAUGAAUAGUCGCAUGGACAUCAUUGACCAGCUGGACAUCAGCGGUAUCCACGGCCAGACGAUGUUCCACCACGAUUCGCCCUACGAUGCCUGCACUCCGCACGCCAACCGUUCCUCCAAGAAGGCUCCCGUGAAUGCUUUCGACCCCAAUAUCGACCAGAUGACAGGGUUGUCCAUCUCGGAGCGACAGCAGCAACAGCAGCAGAGGGCCGCCUCCGCUGGAGGAGGCAGUGGCAGCCGUCGAGGGCUUAGCCCCUUGGCUGCGUCUACCUUGCAGAAGAUGGACCUCCACGACGAAGACGUCAAGGAUGGCGCACGACGCCCAGACAUGUCCGGCGGCCGAUCACGUAGCGCCACGGCCCCUCUAGGCGUGGUCCCCACCCUCUCCCAGACUGGACGAAACGCCAGUGCCAUGACGACUUCGACAGCCGGCAACGGCGUCAAUCUCAACGACUCGGCGACGGAGCUCUCCUCUACCGACGGCGACGCAGACGCAGACCGACGCUACCAGCCCAGUCGCGGCUACUACAACCAAUCCCCCAAGAAGGCCUCGAACCCUAUGGCCGACGUGUGGGGCGUCAGCUCAGAGCCUUGGCAGGACUUUGCCCAGCCGGCUGCCGCGUCCAGCAAGCCUCGCAAGGCCUCGGGCGCGAACAGUGCAGCGAAUGGAAGCAAUGGCAGAAAUGGAGGCAAGGGUCUCAGCCCCUACGGUCAUGCCAAAUCAUCCCGAGACGGUCCUCCUUCAGCAGCUAGCUCCGUCCUGGACAUGGAGUCGGUCAUGACUGGCAAGACGGCGGAGCAGCGUCGACGUGAAGCGGCAGAGGCUGCUGGAGACAUUGGUGGCGUCAGUCCUUUCCCUGAGCCGGACUACGAUCGUCUGGGCGGCGGUGGGAGCCCAGGCGGAGGUGGGAGUGGCGGAGAAGCAAGGGAGGGUGCACCGAAACGUAGCAAGUCGCUGGUGAAGAGGAUCAAGGCCGCCCGACAGUACGGCAAUGUGCCUCCGCCAGACGAUGAGGUGCUUGAGCUCUCUGGGCGUCGUCAGCAGGCUGCUGCUGCCGCGCGAGCGCACAAGCAUUCUCCGUCUUCUCCUGUGUUCGAGGUUGGGCAAGGCAACGGAGUGCGAGAUAUGAGCGGGUCGGGUAGCUUGGGACGUAGUGGAACGCGCAAGGCUACGAGGGAGGAGCAAAUGAGGUCCAUCUCUUUCCAGGGUCAGGGCAACGGCUCUGGAUCUGGUGGGUCCGGCUACGGCAAUGGCGGGAGCGUAACGCCAGGCUCGACAGGCAGCGGUGCGGGUUACGGGUACGUGGACGCUGUGCAAGUCAGCAACACCUAUCUCUCUCCGCCCGAGGAUGCGGCUGAUAUGGCUCGAGGCCGCAGUAGCAGCGGUGGAGCCAGCCCUACGAGCCCGGGUGCCGGUGGGGCCAGCGUGGGCAGGAGUGGAUCCAUCUUCGGCCGCUUCUCCAGGAAGAAGAGCAGCGACAAUCGCGUGACGUCGUAGGCAGUCGCCCUACGCAGCCUUGCCCUCGGCCGUCUGCCCAGCUAUUGGCGCUCGCACCUUGUCCCAUCUGUUCAUUCCCUCUUUGACUACGGCUUCCCACCUCCAUCGCUGCUACCGCGUUACGACACGCGCGGCCCCUACCAGCUCUCUUCCGUCCUAUCUGUCUAUCGCCCUGCCUCUACUUCUAUCGCGGCACACACACGCGCGCGCUCACAGGUCUGCGACUCAGUCGGGAUUGGCCUUUUCGUUUCGAAUAGUUGAAUCGAUUGACUUUGCGUU
Jaminaea rosea is the source of this 2311-nucleotide messenger RNA. RefSeq lists its product as hypothetical. The coding region runs from base 122 to 2032 and encodes 636 amino acids. The transcript is spliced from 2 exons. The record is from RefSeq and is a predicted model, not a curated record. Gene Ontology annotation, cellular component: cytoplasm. NCBI's taxonomy places the organism in Eukaryota, Fungi, Basidiomycota, Exobasidiomycetes, Microstromatales.